AUGGCAGCUAACGUACUGGAAGAAGACUCAAUGGAGCAGGACAUAGAGAGCCCUGUCACUAUUCAUCAGCCAAAGUUACCCAAACAAGCUAGAGAGGAUCUGCCAAAAAAUCUAAACAAAGAAUGUGCCAAGAGAAAAAUCCAGAGGUAUGUUAGGAAAGAUGGAAAAUGCAACGUCCACCACGGGAAUGUCAGAGAGACCUACCGUUACUUGACAGACAUCUUCACUACUUUAGUUGAUCUGAAGUGGAGGUUCAACUUGUUGAUUUUUGUCAUGGUUUACACAGUGACCUGGCUCUUCUUUGGAAUGAUCUGGUGGCUAAUUGCCUACAUGCGAGGAGAUAUGGAUCAUAUAGGGGACAGCACGUGGACUCCAUGCGUCAGCAACCUCAAUGGGUUUGUCUCAGCCUUUUUAUUCUCAAUCGAGACAGAAACUACCAUUGGGUAUGGUUACCGGGUCAUCACAGACAAGUGUCCCGAGGGAAUUGUUCUUCUUUUAAUUCAGUCUGUUUUAGGUUCUAUCGUCAACGCUUUCAUGGUUGGCUGUAUGUUUGUGAAAAUAUCCCAACCCAAGAAGAGGGCAGAAACCUUGGUUUUUUCUACAAAUGCAGUUAUUUCCAUGCGGGACGGAAAGCUAUGUCUGAUGUUCCGAGUAGGAGACCUUAGGAAUUCACACAUUGUAGAGGCAUCAAUACGAGCCAAGUUGAUCAAAUCCAAACAGACAAAGGAGGGGGAAUUUAUACCGCUCAACCAGACAGAUAUCAACGUAGGUUAUUACACAGGGGAUGAUCGUCUCUUUUUGGUUUCACCACUGAUCAUCAGCCAUGAAAUUAACCAGCAGAGUCCUUUCUGGGAGAUUUCCAAAGCCCAGUUGCCCAAAGAGGAGCUAGAAAUUGUUGUAAUCCUAGAAGGAAUGGUGGAGGCAACAGGAAUGACAUGCCAAGCUCGAAGUUCAUAUGUUACAAGUGAGAUCCUGUGGGGUUAUCGUUUCACCCCUGUCCUCACUCUGGAGGAUGGAUUUUAUGAAGUUGACUACAAUAGUUUUCAUGAAACAUAUGAGACCAACACCCCAGUUUACAGUGCCAAAGAGCUGGCAGAGAUGGCCAGCCGAGCAGAACUGCCCCUGACUUGGUCUGUUUCCAGCAAGCUGGACCAGCAUGCUGAGCUGGAAACUGAAGAGGAAGAGAAGAAUCAAGAAGACCAAAAUGAAAGAAAUGGUGAUGUGGCAAACCUAGAGAACGAGUCCAAAGUGUAG
Molecule: messenger RNA, 1254 nt
Organism: Centrocercus urophasianus (Greater sage-grouse)
Lineage: Eukaryota; Metazoa; Chordata; Aves; Galliformes; Phasianidae
Gene: KCNJ6
Product: potassium inwardly rectifying channel subfamily J member 6
Exons: 2
Coding region: 1-1254 (417 amino acids)
Biological process (GO): potassium ion import across plasma membrane; regulation of monoatomic ion transmembrane transport
Cellular component (GO): plasma membrane
Molecular function (GO): G-protein activated inward rectifier potassium channel activity
Source: RefSeq, a predicted model, not a curated record